This is a messenger RNA of Perca flavescens (yellow perch), 1774 nucleotides long. RefSeq lists its product as uncharacterized. Bases 589 to 1455 code for a protein of 288 amino acids. Lineage: Eukaryota; Metazoa; Chordata; Actinopteri; Perciformes; Percidae. The record is from RefSeq and is a predicted model, not a curated record. The transcript is spliced from 6 exons.
CAUAAUGAGUUUCAACAUUGUCACUGGUUUCCUUUUAAAAGAAUACCACUGCAUUUUAUCUCCGUUUACAAACAGUGCAACAACAAGGGUGUGGAAAUCAAAAUUGAAACAUGUUGUAUUGUUAUUGGGAGCAUGUGCUUGGACACAGGUCAGAGAAGGCGGAGCAGGUUGUUGGUUUUACAAUGGAAAGUUAACUUUACCGUACAGGAAGUGGGUGAGUCGGGGAGGGGAGAAAUCUGCCUACGUGACUCACUGACUGGACCUGACAGGCAGAGGACAAGCAGUGCAGAAAGGGGAAGAAAGUCCUGAGACGUUUAGCUUCUUGUAGAUCUAGGAAGUGGCAUCACUAAAGAGGAUAUUGCUCGCAAUGUGAUAGCAACUGCUUUGAAGACAUUGUUUUGUUCUGGGCCAUAAAUCUACCUGCACAGUGAAUUGCGCUGUACCUUAACCUCUGAGAAAGUGAAGUGGAGGAGCUCUGGCUCGACUGCGUUUUUUGUCUUAAUUUUGGAGAGGUGGUGUUGUUAUUCUUGCUGCAGUGGCACCCCUGCUGCACAAGUGCAGAGGAAAUGGCAGACUGUUGCUGAGGUCAUGGACAAAUUCCUCUCUCUGUGUUCUCUGUCUACAUCAGUAGGUGUUAUGGAUCGACAGUAUUUCCUGAGCUGGAAAGUUGCCCUGCUGCUUCUCCACUUGAUGCCAUGUGGGCUCCAGUGUAUGUCAGUGCACAUCCUCAAUAAGGAGCCUGUGCAUGUAAUGCCAGACUCCAGUCUGGUGCUGAAAGCUCGGAUCGAGCAGGGACCCCUGGAAGAGGUCUCUGUGGUAACGUGGGAGAGGGAGCCCGAAACUGGACUCUCCACCGAGAGAGUGACACUGGCCACGUGCACUGGCAGAAGCCAGAAGUGUGCUGGUACGAGUCCAAAUGUCCACGUGAACGUGGCGCAGCAGGAGACGGCACUUCAGAUUAAUGGAUACAGCGGAGUGGACGGCGCCGUGUACACUGUGACUGUGACGGAUCACAAAGGGGCCAAGACCAGUGCACAAUGCAUCGUCAGGACAUAUGAGGCAGUGCACCACGUCUCAGUCAGCAUCAACGUGUCCCACUCCAUGCUGGUUUGUGGCGAGGCCUGGGGGACAGACCCCCACUUCAGCUGGCUCCAUGAAAGAGUCGCCAUCACAGAGACUGUGGGAAGAGUCUCCAAAGAUGGAACGACAUUGUUUGUGACCAAGACUCCCAUCUGUGGCCACUUCACCUGCAUGGUCAGCAACAAGCUAGGUCACAGUUCGGCCACCUACACUGCAGCACCGUGUGAGACAGAGGGCAGAGGGACAACUGCGGCUGUAGUGUGUUCCCUCCUCCUGCUGCUGUUUGGAGGAGUGCUGGUAUAUCUGCUGUGGAGGCGACACAGAUAUAGUAACAAAGGAGAGAGGCUGCACGAACAUUUGGAUGACACCAUCUAAACGGGGAAAAAAAGGUCCAAGAUACACUUCUGUUAAUCAGAGAGGAGAACAGGAAAUUGACUGGACUUGUGAGGCUGGAACUUCCUGUCCUGUGAGCAGUAUGACCUUACACUGCAUUGGAACAAUGUGGCCAGUGAACUGCUCACUGGCAAAUAAAUUGAUAUUCAGCUUGAAGUGCCAGCAAUGUCUUUACACUGCCUCCUGUUGGGCUGCACCUGACACUGUAUUUCAUAAAGUAAUUAUCUUGUAUCAGCUGUGCAUUGUAUAGAAAUGUACCAUCAAAUGUUACCUUCAUAAUAAAAUCCCUUCGACGAAUGUG